GUUCAAUGAAGCUGAAUAGCUCUGCGAAACUUUUAUAGAUGCAAAAAGGAGACCGGCAGGAAGCUGAAUAGUUCCUCCCUUUUUUGACGUAUUCCACACGUGACUUGUAUAGUGCUUUUUCCUCGACACUUUUUCAGCUACAUCCCCUUUUCAUCCGCAACCACCAAAGAUGCGUUUCUCGCUGCUCGUCUUUCCGUCUCUCGCCACGGCUUGGAACUUGGAGAAGUUCACCAACCUCGUCGUGUUCGGUAACAGUUAUACGGACGAGUCGCGCUGGGACUAUUUUGCUAGUCAUAAUGGCUCCGCGCCGCCAGUAGGCUGGGAUGAACCAGUGAGCAAUAAUACUGACUCGGGUGGCUUUGCCUGGCCUCGAUUUGUCGUCAACCAGACCGGAACGAAGCUAUCCGAUUACGCCGUGAGCGGUGCCGACUGCUCCAAGGAAAUCACUUCACGCAUAGAGCCCUCAACCAAGAUUCUAUACCCGUCUGUGUUAGAGUACGAAGUUCCGGCUUAUCUCGCGGAUAGCGCGUCCCAGAGACCCCCCUUCGAGUCCACCGUAUAUGCUAUCUGGAUCGGCACCAACGACAUCGGCUAUGAGGGUUUCUUGACCGAUUCUCAGAAUAAGAACUCUACUCUUGCGGAUUACGUCAACUGCGUGUACAGGGCAUUGGACAACAUCUAUCACUCGGGCGCGAGGAACUUUGUGCUCAUGAACUUAGCCCCUCUUCACCUGACACCGUUGUAUGCAGUGCCGGAGAAGGGCGGAGUCACAGGCAAAGAGUCACAGUAUUGGCCAUGGAAGCCGGAGAACCUUACUGAGAUUAGCCAUAGAAUGAAGGAACAAGUGGUUGCGCUGAAUCAGGUGUUUGAUUACCGCACGCCGUAUGAAGUGCUCAUCGCGAAGAGAUAUCCCGGUGCGAGUUUCGCCGUGAUGGAUACGUAUGGAUUGCUUUCUGAUGUCUACUACAACGACACGAACUACCCGAAUAUCACCAACGUGACUGGCUACACCAAUCACUGUGACCAAAAAACUAAACAGUGCACGCGUCUACCAAAUCCAGAAACGUUCCUCUGGUUCGACGAGCUACACCCAUCAGAGCAGACAGACAAGAUUAUUGCUGAACAGUUUAUCCAGGUGGUCAAGGGAGAAAGCAAAUGGGCAUCCUAUUGGUAGUGAAUAGCGUAGCCAGCGUCAUGAAUCUAGCCACGGCUCUCAUCACCUUCAACACCUUGAAUAUUGAUACGAUGAGCAAGGAGAAGACUGAUUCCUAGGACAAGUACUGUAUAAUUGUCAACUAUCAAUAUAAUCAAAUUCUCACAAGU
Aspergillus ruber CBS 135680 is the source of this 1323-nucleotide messenger RNA. RefSeq names its product SGNH/GDSL hydrolase family protein. NCBI's taxonomy places the organism in Eukaryota, Fungi, Ascomycota, Eurotiomycetes, Eurotiales, Aspergillaceae. The transcript is spliced from 3 exons. Gene Ontology annotation, molecular function: hydrolase activity, acting on ester bonds. The coding region runs from base 170 to 1174 and encodes 334 amino acids. The record is from RefSeq and is a predicted model, not a curated record.